CACAGCGCUGCUGUUAUACCCGGUGCAGUUGAGCUCAGUUGCGCUCGGUGCAAUAAUAGUCUGCUGACUCUGCUUGUUGCAUGCACUGCCAUACUGUCGAGUGUCGGCUUCCAACAGCAAGAACUCCGCUAGUGAGUCGGGCACACACUCGUACAAUUAUUGCAGCGUUCUCCCGUUCCUGCGAACUCAGAAAUCGCAACCCUAAACAUUUUGUCGAAAUUAUCAACGCAAUUUCGUUAAGAAUGUUGCCACUCCCGUCCUGAUCAUCUGUUUCAUGUUCGUAUAACAAGGUUUUUUUUAUUUACCUACAGAUUCAGUACUCGUACAGAUCUCCUUCGUAGGGUAAGCAGAAUGCGCUCCAACUUCCAAGCAGUCUGCGACAUGGAGUGACGAGGUGCAUUUCCAGUGGGAAGGUAGUCAACAUUCACAAUGCUGGGCUUAACAAUAUAUAUAUAUAUAUAUAUAUAUCUAUAUAUAUUGUGGCCAGUUUAAGUCUGAAAGCCCGUAGUCGAAAACCCGGCCAGAUAGUAUUCACAGACCAUUAUUACGGCAAUAACAACUACGUAUGCAAAGUUGUCAUCAAGGACAAUUUCUGCACGAGUGCCGGCCGAGCAGCUAUCGCCACACUAUCACUAGUCACGACCAUGAUUGUCUGUUCAAUCAGUGAUCGAACUACCGCCACUGUUCGGUGCACACACGGUGACACACCUGUUAAUUCAGCGAGUGACGGAAAUACCACUAUAGUCUAGUUGACAUAGCCCGCUAGGCCAGUAAGUGACCACUAUAGUUCGGUAGGUGUGCGGGUGACCGAGCGGUCACUACUGUCCCGUGCAAAGAACUCGUGAAGCGAGCGAUUAACUGAGCUGUCACUACUGUCCAGUGCACAGAGCUCAAUAGGUGAACGGGUGACCGAGCGGUCACUACUAUCCAGUGUGCAAAGCCCGUUAGGGAACGAGUAAACGAGCUGUCACUACCGUCCAGUGCACAAAGCCCAUUAGGGAACGAGUGAACGAGCUACCACUACUGUCCGGUGCAAAGGGCAGUUGACAAGACCCGGUUAAGACGGUUAACAAGACCGAACCACGGUUAACAAGACCCUUUGGUGAACGAGCGACCGAACUACCACGUCCACGGAUGUCCGGUUACCAGAGCCCGCUUGGAUAGGGAGUAACCGAAUUGUCAGUGAGUGACUAAACUAUGUCCAGUGCAAAGAUUCUGGGAGUUUGUAGAUUUGUGCGUGGAAGACAGGGGUAAGUUCGUUUCGAGAAUUCAAAAUAAAUUAUUCGUAGAUCUAAAAGCCAGAAUGAAUGUCUUCCAGUACUCAAAAACGAUAAACCGAAUUUUAUACCAAAUUUGCGUUUUCCAGCUGUUUGGCGAAAUAAGAUUUUAAAAAUAAGCCUAUGAAAUUAUUGAAAUAGACCGGCAGUUGACCAAAAGAAAAGCAGAGGCAAAGCAGAAGCUGCUUCUGAAGCUACCGUUACUGCCCAGAGCACAGAAUCUGUCAACUGAACGAAUGACCGAGCUGACACUACCGUCCAGUUCACAGAGCCCGUUAGGUGAGCGGGUGACCGAGCUGCCACUACUGUCCAGUGCACAGAUCCUGUUAGAUAAGCAAGGUAUCACUACUGAUCAGACAUAUACCAGCGCGCACAAAUCUUUCGCCAGUGAUAAAAGCGAACUGCGAAGUGACCGAGUGACCGAACAAGUGAUAGUGUCCAGUGCACUUGCACUAUUUCAGAUUUAGUACCUAAUAGACAGUGAGAUUUCGGGUUUCUUUUCGGGUAGAGGAUAUAAAAAAAAAUUUCUGUACAGCCAAAGGGAAUGCUUCCGACCUGGAGAGAAUCAUGAAGUUAUUCUUAUAUAAAAUCCGUGCUUUUGCCCUAUUGUGAUGUACCUAUCGAUCAUUUUUCGACGAAAUGUAGAUGUAUACCAAUAAAUAUUCAUUCAAAAUUGAAUAAAGUGGCCCUGGUCCGUGGAUCACAAGAAACGCGGAGGCGAAGCCGAGGCUGAUUCUUGUAUAUAUAUAUUGUGGCCAGUUUAAGUCAAGCUUAGUCUUGAAAAAUUCCAUAUUUUCCGUAGGUUUGCGGAUAGAUUUUUUUUUAUUAUCCAGUGGUCAGAAGAUGGUUUCACUUGGUCUUAAGUACUGUAUAGGAAACGUAAAGAGCACUCGAAGAAGUAUUCACUGCACAGCAAUAAAAGUAGUAACAUAAUGACUGUUGCAACUUACCACAGAGACUAUAGCGGAUACAUGUAAAUAUUUGCUGUCUAUCGUGGAUGAUAAUUAUUGUCGCGUACAGUGAAACUUCUCUUAACAUUCACCUUCCUAUAACAUUCACCCCUUUACUGCUUACAUGAGGGUGGGAACCAAACCGUCCGGUAGACUUUAACACAAGGGCAGUUCUCUUUAUAACAUUCAUCCCUUUACAGCCAUAACAUACACCUUUUAUGAAACCGGUAACAGUUUGACCAGCUUUUUCAACCCCAGCAUAACAUACAGUUGGCAACGCUGGUAAAAAAAACCAUUUCGGAGACUCUAAAACAAAGUUCCGGCUUCUAUUAAUUUUGUAAUCCGUUCAGUACCGCAUCUUCCAACUCCACGCAUACAAAAGGGCAGCAAAACCAACAUUCAGACCGAAUAAUAUCCACACUCUGGUAUUUUGUAAAAUUUUUGUUGAAGUAAAACCCCCGGCGGCUACGCCCCUGAGCCCUUGUGGGCAGUGCCCCUGGGGGCAGUGCUCCUGUAUAAUAUACACCUCUCUGUGACAUUCAGAAAGCCUGGAACGGAGGGUGUAUGUUAUAGAGAAGUUUCACUAUAUGCAGUAUCUAUGUAUGCGACAUAAGAGGCAUUAUAGUUCACCUUUUAUGGACGUUUACCAAUUAGUUUACUGUUCACACAAUAAUUAUCAUCCACACUAAAAAGCAAGUAUUUAUGCAUUCGCUAUAGUCUCCGUGGACCGUGGUUACAGUCAUUAUGUUGAAACACUCUUUAUUGCUGUGCAGUGAAUACUUCUUCAAGUGCUCUUUACGUUUUCUAUACUGUCACGCCGGUAUACGCAUAGCGGUCAUUUGAAAGGCGGCUAUGUUUAUGAGCUUUAUAAUUUAUUGCUAAACUUGUAUUUGUGCAUGAUGCGUUUUAUUACAGAUUGUUUAACUGCAUGCAGGUGUGCAUGGAUGAGCACGUUAUGGCUUUGGCCAUAACGCUUGACAAUUUAAAAGAGAUUGUUCUCUUGUUUUUAUUGUCACCGUGAAAGUUACCGAACUUUCUACAUACAAUCGUUGCAACACGGUUGCAUUUGAAUAUGUAUAAGGAGUUGCUUUGCUGUGUAUGGUAUCGAUCAUUCCAGCAAUCGGUCUACCAUUUCAUGUUGCUUUCCAUCUCAUUGUUAUUCUUCCUUGUUGUGUGAUUAAAGUUAUCGUUAAGAACUACUACUUUCGCCUUCCGUUAAGCACUAUUACUUUCGCCUCCCCGCCCUUUUUCCACAAUAAACGCAACUUAUCGCAACCGUACCGACAACAUGCAGUUUUAAGUGCUUUUCAUGUGCUGAUGUUUGUUUUUGCAUGUGUUGAUGUUUUUUCUGGUGUAUACUUGUUUCUGCUGGCUUUCAUGUUUUCGUGGUAUCGCAUUUCGAUGUUAUUUUAACAUUCUGGUUUGUUCUCCGCUGUCUGAAGCUUAGAGGGGGCAGUCGCUUCGUUGCAAGGACAAUAAACUUCAUUACAUUACAUUACAAGUACGAGUAUAUAACGCAGUCAUAUAGUACACGGCACUGGCCCCUAUUAAUACUUAAGACCUGUGAAACCAUCUUCUGACUGGUUAAUAAAAACAACCAAAAUCUAUUGGCAGACCUACGACAAAUAUGGAAUUAUUUAAGACCAAGCUGGACUAAAACUGACCCCGCAUUGAUGAGUCUAUCAACACAGCUGCUCGCUCUAGCGCGCGACCAGUGGUGUUCUAGACUUCCAGGGCAACAAAUCGGAGGCUGGCCAUUUCUUGAUUUAUAGGGGUUGAUUUGUUUUCAAACGUCAAAUUUUUUUUCUAUUCGAUUUUAAUUGAUACCGAAUCGUAACUGCAGAAUUUCUUAUUCCCCUUUCUUCAUCGCGUUAGGAAAAGCGCUGAUCACGCUGAAAAAGCCGGUCCUGUGGUCGCUGCCCGCCGGCAACGAAGCGUACGUCCCACCGGAAGUCGUGGAUCACCUGGACUUCCUCAUUUUACCGUGGGUGCCGCAGAAGCGCGUGCUGGCCGCCCCCGCGGUGGCGGUCAGCCUAAGCAACUCGGCUGCAACGGAACGCUGGACGUCCUAAAAAGCGGCAUCCCCAUCGUCUCCUUCCCCAUGCUGGCCGACCAAUUACUGAUCGGGGCGGCCAUCUAAGAGCAGGGCAUUGGCGUUCGCCUGCGGGGGACGGGCUACAAACCGCAACGCCUACUUCCGGCCGACGAUAUCGCCCGCGCGGUGCGCGAGGUUGGAGAGUUUGAGGAAAAAGGGGCAGGAUUCCAUUAAAAAGAGCACGGGAGAUCAGCGAACAGAUUAAGGAAUGCAAUUUCACUGACCACUGCGGGCGGUUGGCCUUUCCGCAUUCUCAACACGGCUUGUCGGCUUCUUGCUGUUUCCCUGUAGUUGCCGCGCUCAUAGCGCGUAACAUACCGCUACCGAAUGCAUACCAGCUGUAAUAAUCCGCCUCUAGCAACCCGAUCACCCCCGUGGCGCGCCUGCUACGGUGGUGACGCUAGGCCACUUUGGAAGAUACUGCGGAAUAUUGCGCCCACCGUCGUCAAACUCUUCUCAUUUUUGUGCACGACUGUCUUUUAGAUUGCUGUUUUCCAGUAUUUAGUCGUGUAUUAUUUCGUUCGGGCAAUUGUUUCGUCAGCAGCAUGUCAGAACAGAGGCGCGUUGCCAUUGUUGGCUCCGGGAACUGGGGCAGCGCCAUCGCGGCGGUAAUCGGGGGGAAUCUGCAGAAGGAGCAGAGCAAGUUCUACCGGGAAGUGCGCAUGUGGACGUUUGAGGAGCUUAUCAAUGGGCGAAAAUUGACGGAUAUUAUUAAUCAGGAUCAUGAGAAUGUCAAGUACCUGCCUGGGCACAAGCUCCCUGAAAAUGUGAUCGCCGAGCCGGACAUACUGAAGGCGACGGAGGAUGCGGAUCUGCUGGUGUUCGUCCUGCCGAACCAGAUUUUCGCGCGUAGUUGCGAGCAGUUGGUCGGGAAGGUGAAGAGCGGCGCCAUCGCGUUGUCUCUUGUGAAGGGGUUGAAUUAUCCCGAACCGGGGAAGAUUGGGCUCAUCUCCGACAUCCUCAGGGAGCAGUUGGGCGUUGAGGUCGGUGUGCUCAUGGGGGCCAAUAUCGCCAACGAAGUGGCCGCCGGAUCCUUCUGCGAAGCAACCAUUGCCUUUAAAAAUGUGGAACAUGGCCGAUUAUUCCGCGACGCGAUUCAGACGGAGAACUUCCGCGUGACGGUGGUGAAUGACGUGGCCAAUGCAGAAUUGUCAGGCGCAUUAAAGAACAUUGUGGCGUUCGCGGCGGGCUUGAUUGACGGACUGUAUGGAGAAAAAGCUCGCGCCACGAAAGCGGCGGUGAUUCGGCUGGGUAUCAUGGAGAUGAUUGAUUUCGCGGAGAAGUUCUUCCCGGGCGGAUCCCGCGACACCUUCCUGGAGAGCUGCGGUGUGGCCGACGUCAUUACGUCGUCCUUCGGCGGACACAACCGGAAAUGCGCGGAAGCCUUCGCCAAACAGCCGCAUAAAGUUAGCAACUUGUUCUUGCAAAAUAAUCAAUUUUUUCGUGAUUUUUAUGAUAAUUUCGUUUGAAUUAUUCUGGCAGCU
This is a messenger RNA of Paramacrobiotus metropolitanus, 5806 nucleotides long. RefSeq names its product glycerol-3-phosphate dehydrogenase 1-like protein. The record is from RefSeq and is a predicted model, not a curated record. Gene Ontology annotation, cellular component: glycerol-3-phosphate dehydrogenase (FAD) complex; cytosol. Gene Ontology annotation, biological process: glycerol-3-phosphate catabolic process; carbohydrate metabolic process. The coding region runs from base 4868 to 5791 and encodes 307 amino acids. NCBI's taxonomy places the organism in Eukaryota, Metazoa, Tardigrada, Eutardigrada, Parachela, Macrobiotidae. The transcript is spliced from 8 exons. Gene Ontology annotation, molecular function: NAD binding; protein homodimerization activity; glycerol-3-phosphate dehydrogenase [NAD(P)+] activity.